Messenger RNA from Oryza brachyantha (malo sina), 2077 nucleotides. Its product is annotated as NAC domain-containing protein 74-like. Lineage: Eukaryota; Viridiplantae; Streptophyta; Magnoliopsida; Poales; Poaceae. Gene Ontology annotation, biological process: regulation of DNA-templated transcription. The record is from RefSeq and is a predicted model, not a curated record. Gene Ontology annotation, molecular function: DNA binding. The coding region runs from base 255 to 1757 and encodes 500 amino acids. The transcript has 5 exons.
UCCUUCCACUUGUGUGCGGCCUCCUUCCUCGCUGCUUCCUCCUGCCACGUCAUCGCCCUCCCCUCUCCCUUUUUCUCCUCUUCUCCUCCGCCCUCCGCCGCCGCCGCUUCCACCCCCCGACCGACGCGCGCUCGCUUCCUACCAUGGCGAACCAAUAGGUUGCACCCGCCGCGCGAGGGUAGUAGUGGCUCCGGCACCGUGGGGGGCCGCGUCGCGGGCGCUCUGCUCUGCUGCUCUCUCCGGAGAUUUGUAGAAUGGAUUCUUUACGUGACAUAGUCCUGCCACCAGGAUUUGGAUUCCACCCAAAAGAUACUGAACUCAUUUCUCACUAUCUGAAAAAGAAAGUACAUGGUCAACAGAUUGAACAUGACAUCAUCCCAGUGGUGGAUAUAUACAAGCAUGAACCAUGGGAUUUGCCUGAGAAGUGCAAUGUUCCAACCCAGGAUAAUAAGUGGCAUUUCUUUGCUGCCCGUGACAGAAAGUAUCCCAAUGGUGCUCGGUCAAAUAGGGCAACAGUUGCUGGGUAUUGGAAAUCUACUGGAAAGGAUCGAACCAUAAAAAUGGGCAAGCGGACUAUAGGAACAAAGAAAACUUUAGUUUUUCAUGAGGGUCGGCCCCCAUCUGGGAGGCGUACUGAGUGGAUCAUGCAUGAGUACUACAUAGAUGAGCGUGAAUGUCAAGCCUGCCCUGAUAUGAAGGAUGCGUUUGUCCUUUGCCGUGUUACCAAAAGAGAAGAUUGGAUCUCAGGGAAUGGCCAUGAGUUGGACAACACUGACCCUCCAGAACUAAAUGAUGAUCCUACACCAGUCAUCAGUCCUCAACAGCCAGAUCCUGCUGCAUCCUCAGUUGUUGGUACUGAACAACGAAAUGGUGAGCCCACAUCAGUUACCGUUGCUGAAUCACCUGAAGGUGUUACUUCAUCAGCUAUCACUGCUGAUCAAGCAUCUCAUACUGAUGGCAUCAAUAUAGAUGAAUGGUUGGAAGAGCUAUUUGAUCCUUCCUUCAACCCUGAACAGGAUCUAGCUUCUGCUGAUCUGUCUCGAGAUGAACAAAAUGUUGAAUCAUCGAACAUAAGUGCUUUGGCUCCGAAGGUGGAACAGGUCUAUUCUAGUCCUAACCAGAACGUAGCAGACGAUACAGAUUACCUAUUGGCUGAAGAUUUGUACAACAUAUUGAACCCUGGUACUGAUGACUUCAAUAUGCUCCAGCAUCCGAUUGACCAGGAAAUGCUUGCUUUUCCUUGCGUGUACCCUUCUGGGGCAUUGGAUCCUUGCGAUCUCGCAAACAGCUUAGGGAAUGGAACUCAGAAGGAACUGUGGUCGCCCCAGGACAACAGUGAGCCUACUCAGGCAAACGAAGCUGCUGAUAAUGGAAUUACAAUACGUAAUCGUGAAGGCAAAAUACCUACAACUAGCGUGCCACAGUACAAGGGUAGAAGACAUGCUAAAAUUCAGGUUGGGAUUAACAAGAUGGCCACGAGUAGUUCCGAAUCUAUAAACCAGACUUUUACGUUUGAGAGCAGCAGUAGCUGUCUUGUUGAACACCAGAAGAACCGUGAACAUGAUGCCACCACUCCUAGCAAGCGGUCAGAUGCGGUGAAGCCCCUCUGCAGCAAUGGAGGACUUCUGAGGAGCAUCCGGAAUGCAUUCACUGGCUGUUCAGAAGCUGGAUCAAAUGUCAUACUUAUCACUGUUUUCGCUGUUGGAGUCGCUGCAGUAGCGCUUCAUGUAGGCCAACGCCUUGGAUUCAGGCUAUAGCCGAAGAUAGAUCAUCAGCAUGCGUAGCUUUUGGAUUUACAGGUCGCUGGGUUUCUAUGCCUCCCAUCUGGAGAAACGUUAACAGACUCCGAUCUUUGGUUGGUGCAGAACGCUUGAUGUCUGCCCCGGUUUUUGAGUUGGUUUUGUACAUAUUAAUAUCCUCCGUAUUGGUCGACUUUUGAUCUGGCCACCUUGUAGUCUCGUAGUACAAUGUUGAUGUAUGUAGGGGGAAAAACCAAAAAAAAGAGCAAAAGGAAAAAAAAAUUUGACGGUUAUAAUAAUAUAUGAUUAAUCGCUUGCAACGUAUGUCUUUCUGCCAA